AUUUUAAUUUGGAUAAGAAAAAGAUAAAAGAGAAAUAAGGUGAGAAAAAGUGAGCCACACGAUGGAGUAUGGCGGAAGAAGCAUCGACCGAGUAAUUGAGACGCUCUGUUUCCAAUUACUACUCUCUCGAGCUCCUCCGCUCUGCAUUGUCGCCGAGAGUUCCUUUCUUGUCCGACAAACUACUUCUUCUCCUUCGAUAAGCCAAUUCUGCGCCAUAGAUUUUUGAAAUCUACUGCCGGAAAGGCUGCAUGCGAUUUCAACUCCCUUUUCCCGGGACAAUUCGCAGGAGGACGAUGAUGAAUUUGUAGCAUGAACUAUCGACGUCAUGAUUCUAGAAAUUUAUGUUGGAAUUAAAGGGCCCAAUGAGAAACAUACCCAACAAUUUAUGCUGUUGCUGAAAAGCUUUGCCAUCGCAUUGUGGAUUUCAGCUGUUUUUGCCUUGUCUUUAUCACAUUUGACGCCAUAGUACUAUUUGUGUGUAUUCUCGUAUUUUACAGUUUCUUUGUCCCUUUUGCAUUAGUUUCUGUGAAUUGAGAAAAGAAACACUCUGUUGCCUGCACUGUUGGGUUCUUUGGAGAUAGAAUUCUAACAUUGACAUUACAUUUUCAUGAAACAGCUUGUGAAGAAGAUCAAGAGGUGAACUCUGAGUGAUGAGUGAGCCAAAGGUCAGGCGUUGGGUUGGCAAAUAUGAGGUUGGAAGAUUGAUCGGUGAAUGUAAUUUUGGGAAACUGCGGAGUGCUGUUGACACAGAGACAGGAGACCCUGUGGCUUUGAUGAUCCUUGAUAAAGACAAGGUUCUGAAGCAUAAGAUGGCUGAACAAAUAAAGAGAGAAAUUUCUAUUAUGAAGCUGAUCAACCAUCCAAAUGUAGUGCAGCUUUAUGAGGUUUUGGCGAGCAAGGCGAAGAUAUAUAUUGUCCUAGAGUUCAUCAGUGGUGGAAAGCUUUUUGACAAGAUUAAAAAUGAUGGGCGCAUGAAUGAAGACGAAGCACAGAGAUAUUUCCAGCAGCUUAUCAAUGCAGUUGAUUACUGCCACAGCAGGGGAGUGUACCACAGAGACUUAAAGCCAGAAAAUUUGCUUCUUGAUGCGCAAGAGAAUUUGAAAGUCGCUGAAUUUGGAUUGAUUGCCUUGUCCCAACAAGCCGGGGGAGAUGGCCUUCGUCACACUGCAUGUGGAAAUCCAGAUUAUGCUGCUCCUGAGGUUCUUAAUGAUCAAGGCUAUGAUGGGGCAAAGGCAGACUUGUGGUCCUGUGGAGUGAUACUCUUUGUACUACUUGCUGGGUAUUUGCCUUUCGAGGAUUCUAGUCUCACGACGCUGUACAAAAAGAUCUCAUCUGCUGAUUUUAGUUGUCCUCCUUGGCUCUCUUCUGGUGUUAAGAAUUUGAUCGUCCGAAUCUUGGAUCCAAACCCUAUGACUCGUAUAACAAUUCCAGAGAUUUUGGAAGAUGUGUGGUUCAAGAAAGAUUACAAGCCAGCUGUAUUUGAAGAGAAGAAAGAAGCAAAUUUGGCUGAUGUGGAAGCUGUUUUCAAAGAUUCUGAAGAAGGGAGAGUGCAACUGAGGUCAUUUCCUUGUGUGAUAUGUUCAGGUGGUACUACUUGUGGUGAUGUUCGUUCAAGGACCAAACUGAUGAACGGCUUGAUAGAAAGAGGGAGGCCUCAAGAAGCUCAUUCCAUUUUCAACACACUUAUUGAGGAAGGCCACAAGCCAAGCCUCAUCACAUACACCACGCUUGUAACUGCAUUGACCCGUCAAAAGCACUUCCACUCUCUCCUCUCCCUCAUCUCCAAAGUCGAGAAAAACGGCCUUAAACCUGACACCAUUCUCUUCAACGCCAUCAUCAACGCCUCUUCCGAGUCUGGAAAUCUCGAUCAAGCAAUGAAGAUUUUCGAAAAAAUGAAGGAAAGUGGAUGUAAACCCACAGCAAGUACAUUUAAUACUCUCAUCAAAGGAUAUGGCAAAAUUGGUAAGCUGGAGGAAUCAUCAAGACUCCUGGAUAUGAUGUUACGGGAUGAGAUGCUCCAACCAAAUGACAGAACAUGUAACAUACUUGUCCAGGCUUGGUGUAACCAGAGGAAGAUUGAAGAAGCAUGGAACAUUGUAUAUAAGAUGCAAUCUUAUGGGGUAAAACCUGAUGUAGUUACGUUUAACACAUUGGCAAAAGCGUAUGCGCGGAUCGGGUCAACAUGUACAGCUGAGGAUAUGAUCAUACCAAGGAUGUUACACAAUAAAGUUAAACCGAAUGUACGUACCUGCGGUACCAUUGUGAAUGGCUACUGUGAAGAGGGCAAGAUGGAAGAAGCUUUGAGGUUUUUCUAUAGAAUGAAGGAACUUGGAGUUCAUCCUAAUCUGUUUGUUUUUAACUCUCUAAUCAAAGGCUUCCUUAACAUCAACGACAUGGAUGGAGUUGGUGAGGUGGUGGAUCUGAUGGAAGAAUUUGGAGUAAAACCUGAUGUGGUAACGUUUAGCACUCUAAUGAAUGCAUGGAGUUCUGUAGGAGAUAUGAAAAGAUGCGAAGAGAUCUAUACAGAUAUGUUGGAAGGAGGAAUAGAUCCUGAUAUUCAUGCAUUUAGUAUCCUUGCCAAAGGGUAUGCUCGAGCUGGGGAGCCCGAAAAAGCGGAGCAAAUCUUGAAUCAGAUGAGAAAAUUUGGUGUUCGCCCAAAUGUAGUGAUCUACACACAGAUCAUAAGCGGUUGGUGCAGUGCUGGUGAAAUGAAGAAAGCGAUGCAGGUAUAUAAGAAAAUGUGUGGAAUCGUUGGUUUAUCGCCUAACUUGACUACUUACGAGACUCUUAUAUGGGGAUUUGGGGAAGCGAAGCAGCCAUGGAAAGCAGAAGAGCUUCUGAAAGACAUGGAAGGGAAGAAUGUUGUUCCCACAAGGAAAACUAUGCAACUCAUAGCUGAUGGAUGGAAAUCUAUUGGUGUCUCUAAUAGUAAUGAUGCCAAUACAUUGGGCUCUUCCUUCUCAACUUCCUCUAAACUCAAUAUCCCAAAUAAUAUCGCCUCGUCGAGAAGUCCAUUGUUCUUAAAAGGAAUGCCUGAAAAACCAAAGCUAUGUAUCAAGUCUCAGUUUGGUUUGAGGCAGACUCUUUUGGUGGUGUUGUGCAGAGACCAGAUUGGGGAAGCCGGGAGAUUUUGUAAGUUCAUGUAGAAUUUGUUUUGCUGUAGAGAUGGAGCUAAAUUAAAGGGUAAGAAAAGCUGAUCAAAGAUUGGUGUCGAUCGAUUUUUAAGAUUUAUUUUUCUGUACAGAUAUACUUUUUCAGUUAAAUGAAAAAUAUGGUGUUUAACAAGCAAGACAAUGAGAUGGAUAAUGUUAGAUUGUAUUUUUUUGUUUCUUAAUCGAAAAGUUGGUGCUAAUUGUGUCCC
Molecule: messenger RNA, 3361 nt
Organism: Arabidopsis thaliana (thale cress)
Lineage: Eukaryota; Viridiplantae; Streptophyta; Magnoliopsida; Brassicales; Brassicaceae
Product: protein kinase family protein
Exons: 12
Coding region: 651-3146 (831 amino acids)
Molecular function (GO): protein kinase activity; ATP binding
Source: RefSeq, marked reviewed